This is a messenger RNA of Durusdinium trenchii, 382 nucleotides long. The record is from the annotation of a GenBank genome assembly. Lineage: Eukaryota; Dinophyceae; Suessiales; Symbiodiniaceae.
GCCCUGGGACGAGUUUCGGCCGUAUCGUGUGGGUGGCCCCUUGCGCAAUGCAGCUGAUGGUCCCCUGUCACCACUGGGCCUAGCGCCGCCCUAUGAUGCUGUGGGCCCCGCGGUGGCUGCGGUGUCGGCGCAUAUCCAUUGCGCAGCUUGGGGCUGUGGAAGUAAUGAUGGGCGGUGCGGUGUGGAGCGCUUUUUGAACAAGAAGGGCGAAGGAAAGCCUCCUGAGGUCGACAUGAUGAAGUGCUACAUGAUGGGGCCGCAUCGCAUCGGCUUGGCCCGUCCACUCUACUGGAAGCAUCCCAGCCUGCAAGGUCAGCAGGUUCUGAUGCUCAGCACCGGGCGCAACCACAUGGCGGCCAUUGCAAUACCUGGUGGCGAGUGA